Saccostrea echinata is the source of this 1538-nucleotide messenger RNA. RefSeq names its product coiled-coil domain-containing protein 112-like. Lineage: Eukaryota; Metazoa; Mollusca; Bivalvia; Ostreida; Ostreidae. The record is from RefSeq and is a predicted model, not a curated record. The coding region runs from base 4 to 1467 and encodes 487 amino acids. The transcript is spliced from 14 exons.
AACAUGGCGGCGAUGGUUAAGGAGAAUGAUGAGAGAGAGAAGAAUGUAUUGGCAUGGAAAAACAAAAUGGAAAAAGCGAAGAAGGGUGAAAUCCUCAGAGAGUUACGGAAAUUAAGUGUACAAGUGGUAGCUAUGGAACGUGAGAAAACAACACACCUGUACAGUAAGAGGAGUGAAUUCAGACAUGACUUUGCUUCCCUUGAAGAAUUGGAUUCCAAAAUGACUGCAGAAAUCAAGUCAGAACAGGUAAAAGUGAAACAACAACUUGAAAAGAUUGGUCAUAUGGUAAAACGCUUCCACAAAGAGUUGAAAGACGUGAAGCCAACACCAGAAUUUGUAGAAAAAUUGAAAGUGACCAUGGAAGAGAUAGAGGGUACUAUUAACAGCUUUAAAGAAAACCAAAGAAAACAUUAUGAAGAAUUAAUCAGAGAUGAGAGAAUAACGUCUCAGGAAAUCCAGGCUCUGGAGAGGAAGUUUGACGCCUGGAGUCAACUCUCGGAAAAAUCCAACAGUAAAAAUAAACUUCCAUCAGCUCCAUUAGCGAGUGCCAGAGACAUCACCAAAGAUCUGCCACCACAGGUAGCAGCAUUUGAGAAAUUUCUGGAGGAAACUGGGGGUAUAAGAGGUGGCUGGGAUGAAUAUGAUCAUGGUACAUUCCUCAAGUUCAGGAACAGAUACAAGGGAAAGACAGUUUUUAUAAAACAUGCACUGGUGGCCAUACCAACUAAAACAGAGGAGGAAAUCAGAGAUCAUGAGGAGUGGUAUCAGACAUAUCUAUCCAUGAAUGAGAAAAAGAAGGAGAGCAUUCGGAAAUGGAGGGAGCGAAAAGAGGGUGAAAAAGAGGAUGUUCUAAGUAAAGUGGAGACAGAGCUGGCAGAAGAGCAAGAAAAAGAGAAACAAAAACAAGAGAGAUUAAAGGAGCAACUAGAAGAGGAAAAAAGACAGAGAUUUAGUCAGUUGAAUGCUUGGAAGGUGCAAAAAGAACUAGAGAGGGCACAAGCAGAAGAAAAAAAGCUGAGAGUUGCAUUAGAGAAAGCAAAGAAAGAAGAAGAGAGAAAGAAAGAAAAGGCUGAAUUGAAACAAAAGGUCGAGAUACACAAGAGAGAGAGAGAGGAGGAGGAGAGAUUUUUGGAGGAACAGAAGAGGGCCUGGGAACAGGAGGACAGAGAAAGACAGAAACAGAUCUCUGCGAGGGAGAUUCACCGAUUCAGGGAUAGGGACCAGAAGAAAAUGCAAGAAAAGUUAGCAAAGGAGAAGGAAAAAGAAACUGAAAAGAUACAGAAACAAAAACGACUGGAUAAACUCAGGGAACAGGUUGAUAUAGAAGUGGAUAGAGAUCCAAACAGAUUGUUAAAACCUACAGCAGGCUGGACAUCUAGAUUGAAGGACAAGGGACCGACAGGGUCAGGGCCUGUCUUAAAUAUGCCCCACAGGGCUAUUCCUUCCUGGCGCCAAGGAAUGACAUGAUGUCCUGCAACUGGUCUAUUUAUGAUGUUAAUUGUGCUUUUUUUUUCUUAGAAGAAUAAAAUCAUACUUUC